UACAUUGUUCUGACGAUUAAGUCUGUCACGGCCAGCUACCACGUGCACGCAUGACCACAUUUUGGACUUGCGAGCAGGAUUAAGAGAUGUACAUGUACAUAUGCAUAUGAUGAAAUCGUUCUUGCCGGUCAUCCACUAUCACCGGCACCGCCCCCAAAAGUCAAUUAGUGAGAUCAUCACAAAGCAAAGGUGUGUCAUGCUGACUGAGUACUGAGUACUGAGGAGCAGUAGCUGAAGACCCCGUCCGAUUUUGAACUGAGUAAUCGUUUACCAUGCAUGGGCGGUGAUCGACAGAUAUAAAGCCAACUCUGAGAUCUGACCCCUUAUCAUCGCUUGCAAAUUGCAUCUCCUCACAACUCAUAACAAAAUUAUGGCAGAAUCAAAGGUCUGGCUAGUUACUGGAUCGUCCUCGGGAUUCGGUCGCUCCAUGACCGAACUCCUGUUAAAGAACGGAAAUAGAGUGAUCGCAACUCUACGGCGCAAAGAAGCCCUGUGCGAUCUUGCUGAACAGUAUCCGUCUUCUCAAUUGUUGAUUGUCGAGACGGAUGUCGUAAAGACCUCAGAGGUCGUUGCCGCAUUCGCAAAAGCCAAAGAGGUGUUCGGACGUGUCGAUGUUGUUUUCAACAACGCAGGCAUGGCUAUUCUCGGAGAGAUGGAGUCUAUGAGCGAUGAGGGCGCUCGUCAAAUCUUCGAAGUGAACUUUUGGGGUGCAUCAAAUGUCACAAGGGAGGCUAUUCGGAUGUUCAGGGAAGUGAACAAACCUAUCGGAGGAAGAUUAUUGCAGGUUUCUUCUUCGUUGGGCUUACGUGGAAGAGCUGCAGCGUCCUAUUAUGCCGCAUCUAAACAAGCAUUGGAAGGAUUCAGUGAGAGUCUCGCACAAGAACUGGACCCAGCUUGGAACAUACAGAUCACCAUAAUCGAACCAGGUCCAUUCCGGACGGGGAUGUUCAGGGGAAACAUGCAACUUGUUCCUCAACAUCCAGCAUAUGCAGACCCAGAGCUACCUGGUUCUCAAUUCCGCCAGUUUAUGACUUCAACUCUGGCUGAUGGAGACACUGAAAAGGCGGUGGUAGUCAUUGAGAAGCUCACUCACCUAGAUGAUCCACCGCUAAGAUUUCCACUGCACAGGAUUGCAGUCAGAGCAGGGAGAGAGAAGGCCAAGAGUCUCACUGAAACCAUAGAUAGAUACGAAUCAUGGACAGAAAACGUCUACUUCACAUAGUACAGCUGAUGCGUAGCACUCACUUUGGACGGCAUUGGAUUUGAGCAUGAAUGUGGCGGGAUCUAGAAAAUGCUGAUGCGAUUUACUCUUGUCUGAGGGAUCAGCGCUGAGCGCUGAUGACACUCAGAAAGCCUUUGGCGUGCAGUAACAGCUAGGUUCGUCCAAGUGACUCGCUACACGCGGGAUUGUAAGAAAUAGAAAAUCAAGGAUGUGUGAAG
Messenger RNA from Suillus plorans, 1440 nucleotides. RefSeq names its product NAD(P)-binding protein. NCBI's taxonomy places the organism in Eukaryota, Fungi, Basidiomycota, Agaricomycetes, Boletales, Suillaceae. Bases 371 to 1222 code for a protein of 283 amino acids. The transcript is spliced from 6 exons. Gene Ontology annotation, molecular function: oxidoreductase activity. The record is from RefSeq and is a predicted model, not a curated record.